AGUUCUGAAAACGAAAAAAAGCAAGAAAAAUUUUCAUCGCGUUGUUGGACGGGAGUUUCUUGCCAUUGGAAAUUUCAAUUUUUCGUAAGAAAUCGUGCCUAAUCUUGCUUUAAUAUACUGUUAGUUUGUGCUUUGUGCGGCCAAUCGCAUUUUGUGCAUAUUUUCGUUCGGAAAUUGGCUGAAAACAGAGCAAAAAGUUCGAUUUCAUUUGGCACUAUCGGGGGCGGAGAAAGAAGAAGAAAAAUUAGAUAAAUCUAUAAACAAAGCGAUAGCCAUGGACGUCGCAAGGCAACUGCUGGACGAGCUGAUGGGCCGGAAUCGGAAUUUGGAUCCUUCCGUCAAAACCAAAGAACUCAACUGGGAAGAUGAAGAGUUCUGCACAUACUUCAUGGUCAAAUUUUGUCCGCACGAUUUAUUCGUCAAUACGCGAGCAGAUCUGGGACAGUGCGGCAAACUGCACGACGAAGAGGCGAAGAAGUUGUUCGACGCGGCCAAACCGUGCCGCAAGAAGAUCCAGUACGAGGAGGAUUUCCUGCGCUUCUGCACCAACAUGAUCAACGAGGUCGACCGGAAGAUUGUGAAAGGUAAGCAAAGACUACUUUUGAUGAACAGCAAACUGGAGGGCCGUCCGGUUUCCAAGCAGCAGGAGCAGAUCAACACCAUGAACGAGAAGAUUGAGAAGCUGCUGCGGGAGGCCGAGGAAGCGGGGAUCCGAGGUGAUGUGGAUCAGGCACAGAGCUUGAUGCAAAUGAGCGACCAGCUCAAGGAGGAAAAAGAUGAGCUGAUCAAACAGCAUGAGUCGAACGGAUGGGCGGUCACUGCGGAAUACGCAGCGGCACAGGAGAAGCAAAUGGAAGUUUGUCAGGUUUGCGGUGCUUUUCUCAUAGUGGGCGAUGCCCAGCAGCGUAUCGACGAUCAUCUUACGGGAAAGCAACAUUUAGGUUAUUCAAAAUUGAGGACAGCUGUUGAGGAGAUGAUGGAAGCUAGAAAGAAGCCGGCUCCGCGAGUUGAAGAGCGUCGACGAGACGGCGAUGAUCGCAGACGCGAUCGCCGUCGGGAUGAUCGCCGAUCAAGAGAUCGCGAUGAUCGCUUCAAGCGGGACGACAGGCGCCGAGAUCGACGGGAUUAUAGAGAACGGGACUACGAGCGUCACGAGAGACGUGAUCGUGAUCGCGAUUACGAACGACAGUAUAAGAGAACUGAUCGUCACCGCAGCAGGAGUCGCAGCCACUAAAUCAGCUGACCGCAUAACAAUCCUUGUGUCGUAACGAUGGUGUUUAUGUUUACUAGAAGUACUUUUAACAGUUCUGCGUUCAACCCGACAUACAAUCGGAUUAAGAGGUAUCCCAAGCUACAGAAAUAAAAUUAUAGCCAAUUAAUAAUCUAUCAGCUUUCCACCAGGAACGUCCCAGUUUCAUCCAUUGUGGUCCCAACAAAACCGUUUACUUAAUCACGUAGAGUUGAGCAAUAUCAUUAGUUUAGUUGUACUCCAAAAAACAUUAUAAUCAACAGUAACUACGUAUCGUAUGCUUACGUAGUCAAUUUGAAUGAAAAAAUAUAUCAUAAUUGUGACAAUAGUGCAAACUCAGACGACACGCCAUCAAGUAUCAACGAAUUUCAACGCCGCAGCUGCUGCAACCUGUUCCCAAGGACAUAGCUCUGACAUCAACUAUGAACAGAACCGCAGGUAUCGUGCGUUUUUAUCAUCCUCCUUAUUUUAAUUUAAGAUUAUCGCAAAAAAAAAAGUAAACCAGAAGUGAAUAACAUUUUAAGAUCGUGUAUGGAAAUGUGAGGCUCUAUUGGUAUCCAAUAAGCACAAUACUGCUGUCUGUAAAAAAAACAAAUGCAAUCGUAGUUUUUAAUGUUAAGAUCACUCCUAAUCUCUAUCGCAACUAAGCUGAAACAGCCCAACUUUUCUUUCCAGUGUUCUUUUAAACGAUUUUCUCACUCAUAAGUGUAUGUGUAAAUUUCCCUAAUUCAGUCGACGCGCCCUUUUCAAUUGUUGUCUGUUUCAAUCUUAAACUCCCCUACGAUAUGCUUAACUUUGCAGCAGUGUGUAGCACGUUUAGUUUUAGGUUUCACCAAGUUGGAUUUGAUAGGAAUCAAUUAUAAAAUCACAAAUAUAAAAUGGCAUAAAUGGUUAACUGCAGCUACGAAACAUACGAAACGAGUGCAAACCUUCUUGAGAGAUCAGAAUUCUACAAAAUACAUGCCUAUACAGACACAAUCUCACUAACAAUUUAUCAAACACCACAGCACGUGAACUGCAAUACUUCUUGGGCUGCUACUCGAAUAUGUUGCGCAGUGCAUAUGGACAUAAGUUCUUCUGUUUCAAUAAAGUACAAUUUGCGAUUGGAAUUAAAAGUAA
Messenger RNA from Aedes aegypti (yellow fever mosquito), 2368 nucleotides. Its product is annotated as luc7-like protein 3. Gene Ontology annotation, molecular function: mRNA binding. The transcript is spliced from 7 exons. Gene Ontology annotation, cellular component: U2-type prespliceosome; U1 snRNP. Lineage: Eukaryota; Metazoa; Arthropoda; Insecta; Diptera; Culicidae. The coding region runs from base 275 to 1234 and encodes 319 amino acids. Gene Ontology annotation, biological process: mRNA splice site recognition. The record is from RefSeq and is a predicted model, not a curated record.